UUGUAUUGAGUCUCGCAGGAUUGCGGAGGAGUUCGGGGGAACGUGAGGGCGGGCGGGGGCGGCGCCCACGCAUUGCCCGCCGCACCUUGCCGCCCGCCGACCGCCAGUCAGCAACUGUGGCUCGUGUUGGCUGAACCAUCUGUAGGGCCAUCUUCUUUUUCUUGCGCUAGGACACCCAAACAAUACACACACAAUGGCGGAUGAUGAAAAAAAGCGUCUCGAGGAGGCGAAGAAGGCCAAACAGGCCGAAAUCGACCGCAAGCGUGCUGAGGUGCGCAAGCGCAUGGAGGAAGCCUCCAAGGCCAAGAAGGCGAAGAAAGGUUUCAUGACCCCUGAAAGAAAGAAGAAGCUUAGGUUGCUCUUGCGUAAAAAAGCCGCCGAAGAAUUAAAGAAAGAACAGGAACGCAAAGCAGCAGAAAGGAGGCGCAUCAUCGAGGAAAGGUGCGGUAAACCCAAGAACAUUGACGAUGCAAACGAAGCGGCUCUCACGAGCAUCAUUACCGGUUAUCAUCAGCGUAUCGCGAAGCUCGAAGAGGAGAAGUACGAUCACGAGAUGGAAGUGGCUCGCAGAGAUCUCGAGAUCGCUGACCUGAACUCUCAAGUCAAUGACCUCAGAGGCAAAUUCGUCAAACCAACACUCAAGAAGGUGUCCAAAUACGAGAACAAAUUCGCCAAGCUCCAGAAGAAGGCGGCCGAAUUCAACUUCCGUAACCAAUUGAAGGUUGUCAAAAAGAAGGAAUUCACUCUCGAAGAAGAAGACAAAGAGGGUGGUGCUGGUGCUAAGAAAAAGCCAGACUGGUCCAAGGGCAAGCCAGGAGACCAGAAGGUAAAAGAGGAGGAGGUGGAAGCAUGAAGUGUGAUCCCCACUAUAAACUAUUUGUGACCUUUAUAUCAGCUGACCAAAACGUAUUUCAAGUUCAAUAACACCCUUUACUGGGUUUUAUUUUCCUUGAAAACAAUUCCUAAAUCAUUUUAUAUGUAUUCAAUGAUGACACUUCGAACAUCAAAACAAUUUUUAUAUUUAUUUAUUUAUAAAUAAUGUUUUUGUAAGUUAAUAAUACGUUAAAUAAAAUUAAUUUUCUGUAUUAUAUUACAUGAACCGUGAUGUCAUUUUCCUCUACUCCCUAUAACCCUUUUGUUAUUGUAUUAAAAAACAGAUGAAAAAACCGUAACAAGUUUCCUCUUACUAAUUACGUUCUCAUCAUUUUGUUCUAAAAAUAAGCUCAAACCCUUUUAGUUAUGGUGAUAUAUGGAACAAUAAUGCCUUCAACAUUUUCCCUUUUCUCAAUCCCUUAAAACAGAAAAAAAAAUAUAUAUUUAUAUCAGGUAAGCACUUAACCAAAAUAUAUCAAAUGAACAUAAUACCAACACUUUGUUAAAGACACAAAUGCACAAGCAAUUAUAAUUAAACAUUCAAUCAAUUUAAUAUCACACUUGAUUAUUAUGAUGAAUUAAUUUCUCAGAUUGGCAGGAUGUAAUUAAUUAACACGGUUAUUAAAUUAUUGAAGAAGGGUAUAGCAGAAAAUAUCUUGUUCAAAUUAUAAAUAAACCAGGAGCUCACAGAAGGUCAGAGUCAAACGAUACAACCCUCAAGUUGUUUGUGCUCAUGUGGUGAGUAUAGUAACCACAGCUAUGGUAUAAAAAUUGGCGUUCACGAGUCUUUAGAUAGUAUAUUUUUUAUCACCUGUUAAAAUGUAAUCGAUGAUCGGAAAAUUGUUGUACAAUAAAAGCAUACAAAAUGUUUUACGAUUAUAUUAUUAUUAUUUCGAACGGGAAAAUACAGCAAAAACCUCAAAUAAUACAUAUUUAUAUCGAAAUUAUUAUCUUAAUACUAAUGUACAUUAUUGCUGUUUUAUUUAUUUAAUAUAUUGUUAUGUAUC
Melitaea cinxia (Glanville fritillary) is the source of this 1880-nucleotide messenger RNA. RefSeq names its product troponin I (gene wupA). The record is from RefSeq and is a predicted model, not a curated record. The coding region runs from base 194 to 853 and encodes 219 amino acids. The transcript has 10 exons. Gene Ontology annotation, biological process: muscle contraction. Gene Ontology annotation, cellular component: troponin complex. Lineage: Eukaryota; Metazoa; Arthropoda; Insecta; Lepidoptera; Nymphalidae.